CGAGGCCCACACCAACGCGGAGGCUGUGCCCGUUCUCAGGUUCGUGCAGCGGAUGUUAGACGGCGACUUGCCCCCACUGGUGACGAGACUCCUGGCCGCCGCCCGCCUGUUCGCCUUGGAGAAGCCGGGGGGCGGUGUGCGACCCAUUGCCAUUGGCGACGUGCUUCGUCGGUGGGUGACUCGGGCGUUGUGCAUGCAACACAAGCUGGACUUCGAGGAGGAGUUCCGGCCCCCUCAGUUUGCUGUCGGCACGUCAGCUGGCGGCGAGAAGCUCUUCCGAGCGGCGCAGACCUACAUCCAGACGCAAGACGCCGUCGGCCAAGAUGCGGACGGGCGGCCCAUCACUCGCACCCUCCUGUCCCUCGACUGCCGCAACGCCUUCAACGAAAUCGGCCGCCAGCAUAUCAUCGACGAGCUCGCCGUCAAGCAUCUUGCCAUGGUCGCAUUCUUCUGGCAGUUCUACGGCAUAGCUGCGCUAUUGUGGUACACGAUGGAGGACGGGCGCGUCGAGACCAUCCACAGUCGUCAAGGCGUACAGCAGGGUGAUGCGGCAGGCCCCUUCCUUUUCUGCCUCGCCUUUCAGCCGGCCCUCCGUCGCCUGCAAGAGCAGUUCCCCGCUGCGCUUGUCGGGGGCUUCAUGGAUGAUGGGCUGAGGGGGAUGGACGAACGGGACGUCCCCUCCUUUCUGACGGCCGCCGACGCCGAAUUCCGCGCGAUCAACCUGGUGCUGCGACUGGAUAAGUGCCAUGCGUGGUCUCCGCAUUGGCGCUCGGCCGCUGACCUUCCGACUGCCACCAUAAGUCGAGGUGUGCGCGCGUCCACCGAAGGGAUCAUCCUCUUGUCCGCCCCGAUUGGCACCCCGGCUUUCAUCGAGCGCACUGUGAAUAAGGUCGUCGCCAAGCAUCAGCGCCUCCUCGACGCCGUCGUGGCCUUUGCUGUCGAUAUAUUGGGAGCACGCAGUGCAGGGAGCGAACCUGCUCCUUCGCUACUGUGGGUCCCCUCGCUUUCUCUACUGGUGCCGCCUUCUUGCCCCCUCCUCGUCGCUCUUAGCGGCCGCCCGUGUACAUGA
Messenger RNA from Vitrella brassicaformis, 1069 nucleotides. Lineage: Eukaryota; Vitrellaceae. The record is from the annotation of a GenBank genome assembly.